Xenopus tropicalis (tropical clawed frog) is the source of this 2287-nucleotide messenger RNA. RefSeq names its product ADP-ribosyltransferase 1 gene 1 (gene art1). Gene Ontology annotation, molecular function: NAD+-protein-arginine ADP-ribosyltransferase activity. The transcript is spliced from 5 exons. Bases 42 to 995 code for a protein of 317 amino acids. NCBI's taxonomy places the organism in Eukaryota, Metazoa, Chordata, Amphibia, Anura, Pipidae. The record is from RefSeq and is a predicted model, not a curated record.
AGAGGAGGGUUACACAGAGGCAGGAGGAGAGAAUCGUGAGGAUGGGGCCCGGGCACCCUGGUACCAACAUCAGCUGGGCACUCGCUCUGGUAUCAACCCUGUCAUUCAUCCCCCCCAGUGAGGGGGAGAGGACCCGAAUGUCUAGGAGAGACGUGUUCCUAUCAAAGGAGUCCGUGUUGGAUAUGGCCCCCUCUUCCUAUGAUGAUCAGUACAGGGGGUGCAUUGAGGCCAUGGAGGCCGAGAUCCCCAAACUCUUCCAAUAUGAAUAUUCUCUAAACAAGGACUUUGCUGAAGCCUGGUAUUCUGCUACAUUCAGAUGGGAAGAGAGAAAGGGAAAGAUGGUGGUUCCCCCUGGGUUUAAGGACCAGUACGCCAUAGCGAUAUUUAGCUACACCAGCAAUGGGCCCCUCCACAAAAUCUUCAAUGACGCAGUGCGCCAGGCCGGGCAGUCCAGAGACUACUAUCUGAGAAGCUUCAAUUUCAAGGUCCUACACUACUACCUGACCAGGGCACUUCAGAUGUUGGAUGCCGUGGAAUCUCCAACUUGUCACAAAGUCUUUAGAGGAAUAAAGGGGGUUCGGUUCAAACCAGAGCCCAGGAAGCCGGUGCGUUUUGGCCAAUUCACUUCUUCAUCGAAGGAUGACCAGAGCGCCUUGUCCUUUGGAGAGGACACCUUCUUUAGCAUCCAUACCUGCUAUGGGGUCAACAUUAGGAACUUCUCGUUCUUCCCCAGCGAGGAGGAAGUGCUUAUCCCACCCUUCGAGAAGUUCAAAGUGACGGAUUUCAGUACAAUGAGCAGAAAAAACAUCAUCACCCUUCAGUCUGUGGAAAAGUCCAGCGUGUACAACUGUGAGUUUGUGAAAGAGAGAAGAUGCAAAGCCUCGUGGUGCCCAUUCAAUUCAGCCUCGCACCCCGGGACGGGAAUUCUGCAGAUAAUUCCGAUUUGUUGGCUGAUGCUCCUGUGGGGCCCUCAGCCUUGGAUUCCCCUAUUCUGAUAGGCUGGAGAGGGGCCCCUUUCCCGCAAGGGCCCCCAGUGAAUAUAGACGUGUAUGUCUUCUGCUGGAAUUAAUAUUUGCUCAACAACCUGCAAGCCUGGAACUGCAGGGUAGUCUCUAAAUAAGGGGGACCCAGUGCCUGCCCCAUGGGGGGGCACCCCAGUAUAUUUGUAUUACCUGUAAUAAUGGCACCACAAGGAUAAAACAGGAUCUCAAACUGAUGGAUCCCAGAUAAGUGAUGCCAGUUCAUGGGUGGAAGGAGAUUCCAGCUCCCGAGGGAUUUGGGGGGCACUGGGAGCUCAGAGUAUUCCAUGUCUAUAUGCGCCGUAUGGCCAAACGCACCCAGAGACGGCUUCUAACGUGUCCUCAAGUUGGAGCGCUCACUGAUGGGUUCCAAACUGUCUCCGGAAGGGGUGUCUAUGUUUUGGGAACCUGGGCUCUUGAUGGGCAAGGGGCCACCCACAAACCCAACAUGCCCAAUUUGCAAUGCCAAGUGUCGCCUGGAGUGGGGCAAAUGGUACCGCCAUUGGUUUCCCCAUCUGCCAGUCUAUUGGGAAAGUUUGGGUUUGGGAGAUCCCAGGAGAACAUGCCUCAAUGUAUGAUGCCAGCGGUAAAGUUUGGUGCAGGAAAAAUAAUGAUCUGGGGCAGUUACCAUGGUCUGAGCCCCUGGAGGCAACUCCCAGCAACAAUUAUCCAAAACCUAAUGGGAACUUUCCCAGAAGAGUAGGGGCAGUUAUAGCAGCAAAGGGAGGGGCAACCCAGCUGAACCCCUGUGGGAUGAAUGGGAACCCCAACUGUGAGCCUGAUCCCCCCAUGAAAGAUCAAAAGAACUAAUAUAUGUGGUGUGUUAUUCAAUAAAACUGAUGACUAGAAGGGACCCAUGGGUUCUGCAGAGUGAAAUUUGGACAAAGCCCAGUCCCUCGGGCCUGCAGUGAUGUGUCAGAACCACAGUAAAUAGUUGCCAUGACUGGGAGCUGCCCUACUGGUCUUUGCCAGAGCUACCAGCCAAUAAAGUGCCCCAUAGCAGUUGUGCCUGUGGGGCAAAUAGCAGGGGAGCUGGUGGUGCAAGUGCAGGGUAUUGGGGUUAUUAUGAGCCGUCUCACCCUUAUUGCCCCUGGGAAUGUAGCCGGCUGCUCACUUACCUACAGGAGACACCACUGUGGGGUAACUCGGCCUACACCCGGAGACUUACUCCAACAUGCAGGUUUUAGUCAGUGUAAUGUAUCCCCGGCUGAGCUCUAUAAUGCUUAUUAUUCAUGUCAUUAUGCCAAUUAAACAUAUUCACUAACGAG